This is a messenger RNA of Adineta steineri, 1032 nucleotides long. The record is from the annotation of a GenBank genome assembly. Lineage: Eukaryota; Metazoa; Rotifera; Eurotatoria; Adinetida; Adinetidae.
AUGCGACGCUCAAGUUUUGGAGAUGAUAGUUAUGAAAUGCCACGUCCAUGCCCACGUGGUACAUGGAGUGGCGCUGGAGCAGUGAAGUGCACGGAGUGCGCAGAAGGCUACUACACAUGGGAUGAAGCAUCUUCUUACUGCGAUCGAUGUGAAGCUGGAUAUAUGUGUUCUGCACCGGACGCUGAUCCUGAGCCAUGUCCCUUAGGAACUUACAGCGCCGAACCAGCUCAGACAUGCUGUACAGUGUAAACCACAACUACUGUGUCCACAUCGACGGUGACGAAAAUUGAUGCAUGCAUGGAUCCCACGCGCUGUUUAAAUGGAGGUACAUGUAAAUCGAAUGGCACAACCAGUUUCAUCUGCAUUUGUCCUGACACAUAUCACGGUGAAAGAUGCGAAAAAACAACUGAUGAGCAGACAAUCUUGGAAGUGUUCACUCGAAAUAAUUGGACAGAUGUUCUAGCUGUCAUUGAUGUGAUGGGCUCUAUGCAUCCAUGUGCUGCAACUGUAUCACAAUGGAUGUCUUUGGCUCAUGAGAAAACAAAUAUAAAGACUUAUGUUUUUUUCAACGAUGGUGAUUCAAAAGCUGACAAAUACAAAGUGAUCGGUUCAACAGGCGGUAUCUACGCCACUGAUUCGACAAAUCUAUCUGUUGUUCGCACUGUCAUGGAAACUGCCAUGCGUAUGGGAGGUGGAGGUGAUGGCCCUGAGAACGAUAUUGAAGCACUAUUGUAUGGUAUUAAACGAUGCCCUACAUGCCAAAAUGUCAUUCAUAUUGCCGACAAUCAAGUAACUCCACGAGAUCUUAUUCUCCUUGCAAAUAUAACGAUGCCAAUCAAGGUUAUUCCCUGCCAAGUGCAUCCAGCGGGUGGUGUUAAUCCAGCAUUGCUAAACGUUGCAGAUAAGACGGGUGGAUCACUGCAUACCAUUGAACAAGAUAUUAUCUAUCUGUCAGGUAUUGCUGUUGGAGAAACCACUGAUAUUGGUCAUUAUGUUUAUCGUCGAACAAAUAACGGCUUUAUUCGUAUAUAA